Molecule: messenger RNA, 1914 nt
Organism: Stylonychia lemnae
Lineage: Eukaryota; Ciliophora; Spirotrichea; Sporadotrichida; Oxytrichidae
Source: the annotation of a GenBank genome assembly
AUGGACAGUUCUUAUUUUAUGCUAUAUAAAGAUAUUGGAAAAGUUUAUAGAAGCUCUUUUGGAAGACUUAAAGUGUUUAGCAAGCAACCCUCGCCGAAGAAUUAAGCUUAGCAAAGUAUGGAUAAAGAUAUAAAAAGUUAUACAAAUUCUGAUUUCUUUAACAGAAGAAAUAGCUAGAUUGAAAAUGCCACUAAAACAUCAACAAAUUUCUUUUCAGGAAUGUCGAAUAUCAAAUAAAAUAUUGACAUAAGAGCUAUUAACAGUAACUAAACUCACAGAAAAGUCCAAUCAAACGGAAAUUUAGAUUGGGUAUAAGAAUCUAAGAGUUCAUUUGUAUUAAAAAUCCCGAAACAACAGGACUAAGAAUUUCCAGAUUAUGGAUAAUUACAAAACAUUCAAAACUCUUAGGCCUCUCCCCAGAGUAUGUAUAGAUCUCAGGGAGUAAGAGAUUGUGAUUCAGGUUAUAACUUUUUCUAGGCUGUACUAACAACACCUAAAUACAACGCUCAAGAAAAUCAACCCUAACAGACCCCAAAUUUAUUGAAUCAAAAGAAUUUGCUGCCGAAAUAAAGAAAGGAUGAGGAUGUAGAUGAGCCUUCUGAAUUUUUUAGGCUGACUAAUAGCUUUAAAAAACCUUAUAGCCAUACCCGAAUCCUUAAGGAUCAUAAUAGGCGAAAAGCCCAAGAAAAGGAUUUCAGAUAAACUGAUUCAACCUUCUACCUCCACCAGUCUCAGAAUUUCAGAGCGACUUAUAUAAGAGCAGGAUAAUAAAAGCAACUGAGGACUAUGGAAUAACAUCUCGCUUAAUAUGGACAUCUCGCUGAAGAAUCAACGUAAGUAGGGCUUUUCCUAUUAAUGAUUAUCAAUGAUGAUGGGAAUGAUCCAUCAAAGAAAAAGAAAAUAUAGAAAAUGAUUAACGAAGUAAAAAUAUAGUAUGAGCAGCAAAUACAGUACCUAACUGAAACCUUUACUGAGGAGACUGAGCAGUUGUAUUAGAUAAUAUCUGAUCAAUCUAGAGAUAGUCUGUAGCUCUUAGCUAGAUUCAAUCAGCUUGAUUUCCUAUAUCAAAAUGUGAAAGGAGAUUAUGAAAUUCUGAUAUAAGGCAUCAAAACUGAACUAAGGAAUGAGCAAUAAAAUGCUUAAAGAUGUAUUGAUCAAUUCAAUGAUAAAUAGAAAGAAAUAGACUUUUUGAAAGAACAAGGAUAGGAAAAAGAUUAGCAGUUGGAAAUUGCUCGUGGAUAUAAAGCUAAUUUCAAAGUGAAAACAAACAAGCUCAAGGAAGUAAUUAGACUUUACUAGAAAAAGUAUCAUGACAUAGAUAUAAAGUUUAUGCAUGAGGAAAUCAACAGAUUAGGAAUGAUAAAGGACACUGCCAAGCACACAAUUCAUGAAUUUGAAAUUCAGUCUAAGUUAUAUUAGCAGGAUAUUAAACAACUUCUGGAUUACAUAGCUAUAAUGAUUACAAGUGGAUUUCAAAUAUUUCACUCCACAAGAGAGGCUAAUGAAAUGGAUGAAAUAGAUGAGGCUCCCACUUUGCUAGGCAUGCUGCAGUCUUCUGCUGCUAUUUAUCAUGUAACAAGUAGGAAGAAUAUAUUCAAAGUAAAGAAGCUAGCUUAAUACUCUGGCUAGUUUGCGAAAAAUCCAAACAAGCAAGAUGAGCCUCUGAUAACUGGGACUGAUGAUAAGGAGUCUUUAUAAUCUUUUACUAAUAGCGCUAAAGAGCACGGCUCAACAAAUCAACUUAGAAGGCCAUCAAGUAAACAAAUUAAGCGUAGCGAUCUAAGUUAGAAUGAGAAAUUAGAUGAUCCAUUCGGGGAAAAUUUAUAAAUUGACUAUGACAAUGAUAAGUCUCGAUUCAGAGAAGAUUUUGAAAAUUAUCUUGUUAAAAAGGGAAAUUACCAAAUCCUUAGGUGA